CCAAAAAAAAGCCCAAUUGGGUUGGAUCCAUCUCUUCUCCCUGGCGGUGCAUUUAUUCCGUUGGCGGUUGCAGCACCGUGAUGUGGUCCGACCUUUCCGCUCAAGGGGUUUUUCGGCGCAUCUCAUGAUCUUCCCCAGGAAAACACAACCCAGUCUGUAGAAAGAGCUCUUUCUAUAGGGAACCUAAAGGAGGAAAAAGGAGAGAGAGAAAAAUCAAGCAGGGUGGGAAGGAGAAAGAGAAGCGAGGCGGAGAGGACGGAGACCCAGCCCGAAGGAUCCAGCUUGGGGAAUCCACCCAGGAGAGUGUCUCCGUGUAUGGUUGGAGAGUGGGGGGGCCAAGAGCCUUCCCCCCCCUCAGGACUGCAGUUGGGCUUGAAGACCUUGUUUGUGACCGUAUCCGACCUCUGCCGAAAAUCCUGGCACCCCUUCCUCUCGUUCUUCAUUUUGGGCAAGGGGGUGGGGGGUGGCCUGGGGGGCAGUGAGACCGCGGCCGUCCAUUUCCACUUGAUGUCCAUGAAUGCGAACACCAUGAUAUUUAUGAUCCUCGGAGCUUCUAUUGUUAUGGCAAUUGCGUGCUUGAUGGAUAUGAACGCUCUCUUGGACCGAUUUCACAAUUAUAUCUUACCGCAUUUGAGGGGCGAAGACCGCGUUUGCCACUGCAACUGUGGAAGGCACCAUGUCCAUUAUGUCAUCCCGUACGAUGGAGACCAGUCGGUUGUGGAUUCCUCAGAGAACUACUUUGUGACUGACAAUGUCACCAAGCAGGAAAUUGACCUGAUGCUGGGACUCUUGCUGGGAUUCUGUAUAAGCUGGUUUCUGGUCUGGAUGGACGGGGUCCUCCAUUAUGCCGUGCGAGCGUGGCGGACAAGCCGACGGUAUGACAAUACUUGGUCUUGGCUUCCAAAAUUUUGUAACUUCAAGGAGUUCAGGAAACGUCACCACCGGCAAUACGACGAAGCCACUGGGAACAUGGUGCACAUCAAACAGAAGCUGUACCACAACGGGCACCCGAGCCCGAGGCACCUCUGAGGCCCCCCGAGACUGAUGAGAGGUCACAGAACUUGCCCUUUGCCCUCUGUCCCGAGGGGACCUCGGCCCGUUCCCACGUCUUCGAUGGAUGCUGCUUUAGGACUUCCUUUUCUUCCCCCCUGAGUUGUGUCCGUCCGGCACACAGAGAAUGCACAAUUCAUCCCCGUCCCGGAUGCCAGGCACCCGCGGCGUCGCACUGUGGUUACCAUUUUCUUGGUGGACUUCUGUACAUAUGUAAAUACAAGAACAAAACCCAAAAGAACGAACGAACGAACAAACGAAAACAACAAAUCAGAGAGAACUCGCAUUGUCCUUCCAAUCCAUCGCUUCCUCGAUGGUGUCCUGCAACGCCAGUGUACCCUUCUUUUCUUUUUGGUUUGGUUUUGUUUAUUUGUUUGUUUGGAAAUUUGUUGUCGUCGUUUGAGGUCUUUGUAGGUGAAUUUGGCCAGAAGAUGCCGUGUUUAGCAUUCGAGAACUUUCAAACUCCGGUUCUGGUUGUGUCCCGUUUCCUUGCCCCAUCCCAAGAGUUCUUCUUCCUGCUACGAUGCCUCACUUCCAAGCCAGGGAUGGUUUGAGGUUUAUAACCACCCCAUUUUGGUUGUUUUGCCAUCCGAUUGGUCACUUGGUUCCUUUCCCUAAUCCUUCCCUUUCUUCGUUGUUUGAAACCAUGGGAUUUGCUUGAAUUUGCUGGUUUGGAAUCGGAAAGCGACUGGAUUUUGUGUAUCACUCCAUUGGUUCUAGUGCAGUAAAUUCUCACCGAAGCCGAUCACUAAGAGGACCCCACAAGCCUCACUUUCUGUUCUUGUUGUCCCUUUCCCUGUGUUACGUGAGCAUGAAGGUUUAAUUGGGGCUGAUGGGAUACUACAAGCCAUGUUGUCAUUGAAGAUGGAUUUGAUUUGGUGUUGCUAACCAUUGAUCCCAUUGUUGAGAUCAAGUUGAUCCCCUUGGGUGUGUAGUGUGAAUUUUUCAACCUUAUGCUGCUCAAAUUGUUUACACACUUAGCCCUCUAGUAUCUAUUCCAUUGGUUCUCCACCUGUGGGUCCCCAGGUGUUUUGACCUACAACUCCCAGAAAUCCCAGCUAGUUUUUCUGGGAGUUGAAGGCCAAAACAUCUAGGGACCCACAGGUGGAGAACCACUGAACUAAAGCUUCUGAGAGCUUCUGUUCAACCAUUUCAAAACUCUGUUUGAGUGGUGAUGGCAUGAUCAUCAGUGUAGAUGAAAGUAAAGAUGGCCACAGGAAAGGUUGGAGAAGAGAAUGAUGCUGGGGAAUCCCAACCAGUUUACCAGAUGUUGGAAGGCCAAAAUAUCUGGGGACCCACAGGUUGAGAACCGCUGAUCUAAAGCUUCUGAGAGCUUCAGAUCAACCAUUUCAAAACUCUGAGUGGUGAUGGCAUGAUCGUCAGCGUAGAUGAAAGCAAAGAUGGACACAGGAAAGCUUGGAGAAGGGAAUGAUGCUGGGGAAUCCCAACCAGUUUACCAGCAGUUAGGAUUUUUGGGAGUUGAAGGCCAAAACAUCUGGGAACCCAGAGGUUGAGAACCACUGACCCAAAGUUGUGGAGAGCUUCUGAUCAACCAUUUCAAAACUCUCUGUUUGAGUGGUGAUGGCAUGAUCGUCAGCAUAGAUGAAAGUAAAGAUGGCCACAGGAAAGCUUGGAGAAGAGAAUGAUGCUGGGGAAUCCCAACCAGUUUACCAGCUGUUAGGAUUUUUGGGAGUUGAAGGCCAAAACAUGUUGAGAACCCACAGAUUGGGAACCACUGACCAAAGGUUGCGGAGAGAUUCUGAUCAGCCAUUUCAAAACUCUCUGUUUGAGUGGUGAUGGCAUGAUCGUCAGUGUAGAUGAAAGCAAAGAUGGCAACAAGAAAGCUUGAGGAAGAGAAUGAUGCUGGGGAAUCCCAACCAGUUUACCAGCUGUUAGGAUUUCUGUGAGUUGAAGGCCAAAACAUGUUGAGAACUCACAGAUUGAUCUGUUCUGAUUGGCAGAAACUUCUCCAAGUUGACAGGUGUAUAAAGUGCUUGCCCAUCACUCCUUUUAACUGGAGAUUAUGGGGAUUCAAACUGCAAGCUUCUGCAUGUAAAGCAGGUGCUCUACCUUUGAGGCAAGGUUCUCUCCUCUACUUUCCCGUUCCACAGUUCCUUUCCAGAGGUUCCCAACUUUUGGCCCUCCAGGUGUUUUGGACUUCAACUCCCAGAAAUCCCAACCAUCUUACCAGCUGUUAGGAAUUGUGGGAGCUGAAGUCCAAAAACACCUGGAGGCCCGAAGUUUGGGAACCACUGCUAGUGGCCUUCUGUGAGAUGGACCAUCUGCCUAUAGCAAACCACUGUUGUUGUUGUUUUGGGGUGGUAAAGUGGCUGGGAUUCCCCAGCAUCAUUCUCUUCUCCAAGCUUUCCUGUCUUCUCAUUAUGUGGCCAAACUACUUCAUCUUUACUUUCAUCUACGCUGACGAUCGUGCCAUCACCGCUCAAACGGAGCUGGGAUUUCUGGGACUUUUAGGUCAAAACACCUGGGGACCCACAGGUUGAGAACCACUGACUUAGAUGAAGGCUUAGAAGGCGUGAUCAUCACGUUUGCGGGCGUCACCAAAUCGGGAGGGAUAGCUAAUACUCCAGAAGACAGGAACAGAAUUCAAAACGAUCUUCACAGAUUAGAGAGACGAUUGGCCAAAAUGAACCAAAUGUAGUUCAACGGCGACUACUGCAAGAUCUUCUACUUAGGCAGAAAAAUCUCAAAUGCAAAGAGACAGAAUGGGGGACGAGGCCUGGCUUGACAGCAGGGUGUGUGGAAAGGUCCUGGAGUCCUCAUGGACAUGAGUCAACAAUGUGAUGAGGCAGCUAAAAAAGCCAAUGGGAUUUUGGCCUGCAUUAAUAGGAGCCUAGUGUCUAUCUCCACGGAAGUCAUGCUCCCCAUGCUGUAUUCUGCCUCAAGUCACACCACACCUGGAAUACUGUGUCCAAUUCUGGACAUUGCAAUGGAAGGGAGAUGUUUAAGAUGGAAUGUGUCCAUAGGAGGGUGACUCAAAGGAUCAAGGGUUUGGAGAACAAGCCGUGGGCUCAAGAAGGUAGUAGGAAGGAAGUGGUGUUGGGGAACUGAGACGCUAGCAACACAGCAGCAUUGGGAGAUGGCUUUGCUUUCGCAUGGGCAGGCCUUUAAGAGGACAGUACUUGUCCUCUUAUGGCUGGUGAUGGAAGUUGGUUGGAAGUAAAGGAGGUGAGGAACCAUCCCCUCUCUUGGUGGAACUCAAUUGGUCUUUGAGUAGAACAAGAUACUGUGAAACUCCCAUCAGGAGAGAGGAUGGAGCUUGUCCCGCGGCUGUAGAUGGAAGUUGCAUUGAAGCAUAUGAGGAUGAGCACAAUCUUCUUUCUUGAUGGAGCUCAACAUAUCUUUGAGCAGAUUGGGGUACUGUAAGUCCCUUCAUGAGAGAAGACAGUGCUUGUCCUCUCAUGGCUUUAGAUGGAAGUUGGUUGGAUUUAAAGGAGGACAGGAACCAGCCUCUCUCUCAAUGGAGCUCAACAGGUCUUUUGGUAGAACAUCAACAGAUUUUUGAGUAGAACAAAGUUCCAUCCAGAGAGAAGAUGGUGCUUGUCCUCUCAUGGCUUUAGAUGGAAGUUGGUUGGAUUUAAAGGAGGACAGGACCAGCUUCUCUUGAUGGAGCUCAACAGGUCUUUUGGUAGAGCAUCAACAGGUUUUUGAGUAGAACAAAGUUCCAUCAAGAGAGAAGAUGGUGCUUGUCCUUUCAUGGCUGCAGAUGGAAGUCGUUUGGAUUUAAAGGAGGACAGGAACCAUCCUCUCAAUGGAGCUCAACAGGUCUUUGAGUAGAACAAAGUUCCAUCAAGAGAGAAGAUAGUGCUCAUCCUCUCAUGGCUUUAGAUGGAAGUUGGUUGGAUUUAAAGGAGGACAGGAACCAUCCUCUCAAUGGAGCUCAACUGGUAUUUGAGUAGAACAAAGUUCCAUCAAGAGAGAAGAUAGUGCUUGUCCUCUCAUAGCUGCAGAUGGAAGUUGUUUAGAUUUAAAGGAGGAUAGGAACCAUCCUCUCUCUCAAUGGAGCUCAACAGGUCUUUGAGUAGAACAAAGUUCCAUCAAGAGAGAAGAUAGUGCUCAUCCUCUCAUGGCUUUAGAUGGAAGUUGGUUGGAUUUAAAGGAGGACAGGAAUCAUCCUCUCUUGAUGGAACUUAACAGGUCUUUGAGUAGAACAGGAUACUGUAAAAAACCCAUCAGGAGAGAGGAUGGAGCUUGUCCCACGGCUGCAGAGGGAAGUUGGUUGGAAGUAAAUGAGGGCAGGAACCCUCCUAUAAAGUUCCAUCAAGAGAGAAGACCAUAUUUGUCUUCCCAUGGCAAUGAGAAAUAAAGGAGGACAAGAACCAUCCUCUCUCUUGAUGGAACUCAACAAGUCUUUGAGGAGAUUGGGGUACUGCAAAGUUCCAUCAAGAAAGAAGAUGGUGCUUGUCCUCUCAGGGCUGCAGAUGGAAGUUGGUUGGAAGUAAAGGAGGACAUGAACCACCCUUUUUCUCGGUGGAGCUCAACAGGUCUUUGAGUAGAACAUCAACAGGUCUUUGAGUAGUACAAAGUUCCAUCAAGAUAGAAUAUGGUGCUUGUCUUCUCAUGGCGAUGAGACAAGAGGACAAGAACCAUCCUCUCUCUUGAUGGAGCUCAACAGGUCUUUGAGGAGAUUGGGGUACUGCAAAGUUCCAUCAAGAGAGAAGAUGGUGCUUGUCCUCUCAUGGCUGCAGGUGGAAGUUGGUUGGAAGUAAAGGAGGGCAGGGACCACCCUGUAAAGUUCCAUCAAGAGAGAAGACCGUACUUGUCUUCUCAUGCUGGUGAGAAGUAAAGGAGGACAAGAACCAUCCUCUCUCUUGAUGGAACUCAACGGGUCUUUGAGCAGAUUGGGGUUCUGCAAAGUUCCAUCAAGAGAGAAGACAGUGCAACACCAGGUUGGUUCUCAAUGUAGCUUACAAUGCCGGCUUUUUGGACGGGGAAGUGAAUGAGAUGCAUCCUGUUGAAUUUCGUAAAGGUUUAUUUCAGACUAUGACUCCCAGUGAUCAUGCUGACUGGGGAAUUCUGGGAGUUAUAAUACAAAAAAAUAUAUAGAUUCGGCAACUUGGUUAGAAAACCAGUAACACCCAGAAAUGUAACAUUUAAUUUGUCUAAGGAUGUUCCCCAACAUUAGUUUUUCUUUAGUUUCAGAGCACUAAAAAGCAACGUGUGGAGUCCGGAGAGCGAGAGAGCGAAUGAGCAUGCGCAAGUUGCCCAGGCAUUAAUGUCCUGUUGUAGUCUAGCAAAUCCGUAAUUCUGAAUAUAGAGGCGCAUAUACUGAAUGGGCAAGUAAAAUUCUUCAGAGUUCAGACGACAUGAUUCCCAUUGAACUCCAAAGGCCUAAAUCCCACGCACGCUUCUGUGGAAGGAAGUGUCCAUGUGAUUAAAAAGAGAGGAAAAAAAACAAACAAACAUGAGAAAUCGACCACCAAAACCAACCUCACUCAUCUGUUGGAUUUAUUUGCUAGCUCUUGACCAAGGUGAUCUCCAUUAAAGGCUGUUUGUGGUA
Molecule: messenger RNA, 6568 nt
Organism: Anolis sagrei ordinatus
Lineage: Eukaryota; Metazoa; Chordata; Lepidosauria; Squamata; Anolidae
Source: RefSeq, a predicted model, not a curated record